Molecule: messenger RNA, 1549 nt
Organism: Phragmites australis (common reed)
Lineage: Eukaryota; Viridiplantae; Streptophyta; Magnoliopsida; Poales; Poaceae
Product: gibberellin 20 oxidase 1-D-like
Exons: 2
Coding region: 213-1331 (372 amino acids)
Biological process (GO): gibberellin biosynthetic process; unidimensional cell growth; response to light stimulus
Molecular function (GO): gibberellin 20-oxidase activity
Source: RefSeq, a predicted model, not a curated record
CGAGUGGGGCGAGAGGGGCAGUUCCAAGAACUCGCUGGCUCUAGUGUCGGAAUCCUCAAACACUCAACUUGCAUUAGCAAUCAGGCAGGAUUCGCUCCACCUCACUGCACACUCCCCAUCGCCCGCUGCUCUCAUCUGCGAUCUCUCCCGCACCGCGCACAGAGUGAGUACUCUGCUUCUAGCUAGCUGGUUGGUACACAUCGCCGCCGACCAUGGUGCAGGCGGCGCACGAACCGCAGCAGCAGCUCGUCUUCGACGCCGCCCACCUGAGCGGGCAGGCCUACAUCCCGCAGCAGUUCAUCUGGCCGGCGGACGAGAGCCCUACCCCGGACGCGGCGGCGGAGCUGCCCGUGCCGCUCAUCGACCUCGGCGGUCUCCUCUCCGGCGACGCCGGGGUCGCCGACGAGGUGGUCCGCCAGGUGGGCGAGGCGUGCGAGCUGCACGGCUUCUUCCAGGUGGUGAACCACGGAAUCGACCCGGCGCUGCUGGCGGAGGCCCACCGCUGCAUGGACGCCUUCUUCACGCUGCCCCUCCCGGAGAAGCAGCGCGCGCAGCGGCGGCAGGGCGAGAGCUGCGGCUACGCAAGCAGCUUCACGGGGCGGUUCGCGUGCAAGCUGCCCUGGAAGGAAACCCUCUCGUUCCGCUACUCGGCGAGCCCGGCCGCCUCUUCCGACCUCAUCGUCGACUACUUCGUCGCCAAGCUCGGCGAGGACUAUCGCCACCACGGGGAGGUGUAUGGUCGGUACUGCUCGGAGAUGAGCCGCCUGUCCCUGGAGAUCAUGGAGGUGCUGGGCGAGAGCCUGGGCGUGGGGCGCUCCCACUUCCGGCGCUUCUUCGAGCGCAACGACUCCAUCAUGCGGCUCAACUACUACCCGCCGUGCCAGCGCCCCAACGAGACGCUGGGCACGGGCCCGCAUUGCGACCCCACGUCGCUGACCAUCCUCCACCAGGACGAAGUCGGCGGCCUGCAGGUGUUCGGGGACGGGCGGUGGCGGUCCAUCCGUCCGCACGCCGGCGCCUUCGUGGUGAACAUCGGCGACACCUUCAUGGCGCUCUCCAACGGGCGGUACAAGAGCUGCCUGCACCGCGCCGUCGUCAACAGCCGCGUUCCGCGCAAGUCGCUGGCCUUCUUCCUGUGCCCGGAGGUGGACAAGCUGGUGUGCCCGCCGGGGGAGCUCGUCGACUCCAGCAACCCCAGGGCGUACCCGGACUUCACGUGGCGGACGCUGCUGGACUUCACGCAGAGGCACUACAGGGCGGACAUGAGGACGCUGGAGGUGUUCUCCAACUGGCUCCGCCAUGGCCAGACUCAGGAGGCCCUCCUGCUCUAGGCAGCCACUUGAUUAGUACUCUAGUCCGUUAAUUACCUACCAUGCAUCUCCUUUCUGCUCUGCCCUGUUUCCGUACAGGAUUAUACUCCUAUGUUAAGUACGUGUGUUGAUUAGCAAGAGAUUCCUGGUCUGAUCUGCACGAAUCUCCCUCAGACAGCCAGUGCAGAGGCGUAGGAGGACAUCUCCUUAGAUCUUAAGCAGAAGAUUUACUUUGCCCA